AUGCCGUUUCACCCUCUUCUGUCUCUGCUGUCUCGUCCGGCUGGCGCACUGGGCAGGCUGGAGUGCGCACUGGCAUCGGGCCUGCUGGCGAGCUGCCCCCCUUCUUCGUCCAACAGCGGCGCGGGCUGGGCCUGCGAGGCGCUGCCCGCGGGACUCCCGGGCUGGGCCGCCGGGUGGUGGCGCGGAGGCAAGCCGACAGCCUGCCCGUGCACGAUGGAGGUGCACGAGUGUCUCAGCUGGCGACCGGCAGCCAGGAGAGGCGGGAUGCAGGACAUCCUCGGAGGAGUUCCUUGGUGCCAGCAGGUGCCUCGGAGGAUUGGUCGACUGCCACUCGUGGUCUCGCGGUGA
Prorocentrum cordatum is the source of this 348-nucleotide messenger RNA. Lineage: Eukaryota; Dinophyceae; Prorocentrales; Prorocentraceae. The record is from the annotation of a GenBank genome assembly.